AAUUCUUGGAGAAAUGCAUUUUGCAAGACAUAAGAUCUCAUCAUCAAUAGGCCAAAUACGCUUGUCACAAAAUUCAAGCACAUUAUGUCUAAUGAGAAAAUGGAGUACAAAGAGUUCCCCAGAUUUGCCAGACUACAAUACAGAUAUAAAUGUACAUGAGCACAAAUUAAACAGACCAGUUGCCAAGCCAGCAUCAUCAGGCCCAGGCCAUGAUAAGGAUAAAUGGAAAGGCCUGUUAGAUUUGAAAGCCAGAACAAAGACUUCACUUAUCCCAGAUACAUUAAAAGAAAUGGAUGAAAAUGAAGAGUUCAAGAUUACAGCAGCUGAACUGAAAAGAUUAGGGCAAAAGAAACUAACUAGGGAGGAAAGGAAGAAAAGGCAAAGAGCUUUAGAUUAUAUUGGAAUACCCGAUUUCCUGGAAUUUUGGAAAGAAAAAAAGUUAGAGCAAGGAAUAGAGGUACAAGACAAGAUUCUGAGGAAGAAUACAGUAGAGUUGAUGCAAGUGAAUAUAGGGCUGUACUGUAAUCAGGCGUGUAACCAUUGUCAUGUUGAAUCUUCACCAAGGAGGAAGGAAAUGAUGAAUAAGCAGACAGCGGAAAGAUGUAUUCAUGUGCUGAAAAAUAGUCCCAAUGUUCACACCCUUGAUAUCACAGGUGGAGCACCGGAACUGAAUGAUGAAUUCCGACAUCUCGCUGUUGCCGGAAGGCAGCUUAACAAAUCUGUGAUAGUUAGGAGCAAUCUAACCUCAUUGCUAGAACCAGGUCAGGAGGAUACAGUUCAAUUCUUUGCUGACAAUGAACUGCAUGUUGCAGCAUCUCUGCCGUGUUAUAGUGCUAAGAAUGUAAACACCCAGCGAGGUAGUGGAGUGUUUGACAGAAGUAUACACGCAUUGCUCAUGUUAAAUGAGGCUGGCUACGGGAAGCCUGGAACAGGACUGCAUCUAGAUCUUGUCUAUAAUCCACUAGGUGCAUUUUUACCUCCACCACAACAGGCUCUGGAAGACAAAUACAAGGAAGAGUUGCAAUCAGUGUUUGGAAUAUGUUUCAACAGAUUGUUUACAGUCACCAAUAUGCCUAUAAAAAGAUUUGCUGACUUUUUAUACAGAAGAAAUGAGUUAAAUGACUACAUGGAACUGUUGGUACGGAACUAUAACCUGGAUACUGUCGACAGUUCAAUGUGUCGUAACCACUUGAGCGUGAACUGGAACGGAGAUUUGUACGAUUGUGACUUUAAUCAGCAGUUGGACCUAAGGAUAGCAGAUUCAGGUAAGAGAACUAUAUAUGACAUAGAAUCGUGUUCUGACUUAGAGGGAGCAGAAAUUACCGUGGAUAACCACUGCUAUGGUUGUACUGCGGGAAUGGGGUCCAGCUGACAGGGAACCACUGUCUAAUUGAUGCUGGGAAGCACUGGCUCAUAGACAUUCAACGGAUGUUUAAUUGAUGCCGGGAACCACUGCCUCUUAGACAUGCAAAGGAUGUUUAAUUGAUGCUGGGUACCACUGGCUCUUAGACAUGCAAAGGAUGUUUAAUUGAUGCCGGGAACCACUGCCUCUUAGACAUGCAAAGGAUGUUUUAAUUGAUGCCGGGAACCACUGCCUCUUAGACAUGCAAAGGAUGUUUUAAUUGAUGCCGGGAACCACUGGCUCUUAGACAUGCAAAGGAUGUUUAAUUGAUGCCGGGAACCACUGGCUCUUAGACAUGCAAAGGAUGUUUAAUUGAUGCCGGGUACCACUGGCUCUUAGACAUGCAAAGGAUGUUUAAUUGAUGCCGGGAACCACUGGCUCUUAGACAUGCAAAGGAUGUUUAAUUGAUGCCGGGUACCACUUGCUGUAUUGAUGCAUAGUGAGGAUUUAGUAAUUAGGCUUUUUAUCUUAUAUUUUUUCUUGCAUAUUUUUACGUUACGCACCAAAAUAAGUUAUAGCUUUUUCAUUGAAAUUUGUGGACAGAGUUAUAUAAGUUGGAUUUUCCACAAAUAUUGAAAAUUCACUCUUAAAACAGCCUUAAGCUUAUAUAUCCAGAAGUUUUCCAUAUAUAGGCAAAAUGAUUCAUUAUUCACUAUAUGGGGCUUCCACUUUGCAAGGCUCUUUCCUUUGCAAGACAUUUCUUUCAUACUACAUGUAGGUCAUGGCUGGUAUACUGGUUUAUUCAGAUACAUUUUUUGUUACCUUUUAGUGUAUGAAAAAAUGCAUGGAGAGGCACCUGGUGUCUCUCUCUACUAACAAAGCUUUAAAAAAGUCCAUAUGACCUGUAUAGUGUAAGUGGGACUUAAAACCCAACCCCAAAAAGUUAAUGAAAAAAAAUAAUCAAACAAACUGAGUAUGUUGUACAACAUUGAUCAUUAAAAAUGAGAAUUGCUUCUGAAGAUAAAAACACAAAAUGAUGCUAGCCAAACAACUGAAAAUUACUUUAAAAGAUGUUAUCUUUCUAGUUCAUUUUUUGAAAAAAAAGAAGAAAUCCUGUUUUGUCUCGAUUUUGUUGCUAGUCUGUUAGCUAAGUCAAAUUUGAUUGCUUUUUUAUUUGUAAUACAUGUAGAAUACAUAUUGUUGCUUGUCUCAUGUUUAAAACAACAGCAAUAACAACAGUAAUUUAACUUUUUAUAUUGUUUUACAUAACAAUAUAUUUACUGUGAAAAAGGCAUUAUUAGAUGGGCGCUACUGUUUUUGUUAGAUUUAUUGUUAUUCUGUUUCAGUUAUUCAGUUUCAAAUAUUCAGUUAUAGUCUUUUAAGUUUCAAUUUAUUUAGUUUCAGU
Messenger RNA from Ruditapes philippinarum (Manila clam), 2747 nucleotides. RefSeq lists its product as uncharacterized. Gene Ontology annotation, molecular function: iron-sulfur cluster binding; catalytic activity. Bases 14 to 1372 code for a protein of 452 amino acids. The transcript has 8 exons. Lineage: Eukaryota; Metazoa; Mollusca; Bivalvia; Venerida; Veneridae. The record is from RefSeq and is a predicted model, not a curated record.